This is a messenger RNA of Entelurus aequoreus (snake pipefish), 6254 nucleotides long. Its product is annotated as atrial natriuretic peptide receptor 2-like. Bases 14 to 2590 code for a protein of 858 amino acids. Gene Ontology annotation, biological process: receptor guanylyl cyclase signaling pathway; cGMP biosynthetic process; intracellular signal transduction. The transcript has 23 exons. The record is from RefSeq and is a predicted model, not a curated record. Gene Ontology annotation, molecular function: peptide receptor activity; guanylate cyclase activity; ATP binding. NCBI's taxonomy places the organism in Eukaryota, Metazoa, Chordata, Actinopteri, Syngnathiformes, Syngnathidae.
UAGUUUGUUUACAAUGUAUAACUUUCUCCGACUUUCUAGGACGUGUUUUAUGCCACUUCUUUUUCUGUCUCAUUUUGUCCGCCAAACUUUUAACGUUGUGCGUGAAUACACAAAGGGUGAAGACUGCUGGCAUGACUUGGACAACACCGAGUACGACUGCUGGCCAAGCCACAACCCCAACGACUACAACAUGAUCAGCUGUGGUGGUCUGGAGAUGGCUUGGGUGCAGCGUCCUCCAGAGAAGGUCAGCAAUGGAGAAGAGUUCAACGUGUCCUACACCGUCACAGCUUCUGACGCCUUCUACGACUACGCCGUCACCAACAACAUCUUCCAGUUCAGUGACGCCAUGGAGGCCAAGCGGUUCUGUGAGGAACAUCAGUGUCCAUCCAACUGGAAGAACGCCAAUGAGAUCAACUGUUGUGUUUAUCACGCCAACAUCCACUCCUGUCCUCUGGGCCUCAUGAAACAAGGCGGCAUCUGUGGCCCGUGGAUUCCUGACGAUGGCAAGAUCGUGACUCACACGGUGUCCAAAGCAGGCACCAUCAGUCAGAAGUAUUGGACGUCAAAGGUGGUGCUGAUCCACGUGGGAGUCACUUCGGUCAUAGCUCACAUCAAAAUAGGAAAAAUGCACGCAGCGUUGGAAUCCAAAGUACUGGUGGUCAGCGCUCAGGUGUGCGGGGACCACGUCUGCGAGGUGGAGGAGAACUGUCUCAACUGUCCUGCAGACUGUGGCAUCUGUCCCAUGUCCAUCGCCAUCAAGGUGUCCAUCGGGCUUCCCGUCGCUCUUUUCAGCGCCGGCUUCAUCCUGACCAUGGUGUGGCUCCAGUACCAGAAACAGAAGAUGUUCUGGGAUGAAAGCUGGAUCAUUAACUACAAGAAUAUAUUGUUUGGCCGAGUGUGUGGGACAGACUUUGGCAGCACCAACAGCCCCCAGCGAGUGAAGAGUACCUCCAAUGUCAGCCAGCUGACGGACGUCACCAUGUGCACCGGAGUCAACACCUUCCUCAAGCAGGGCUUCAUCCAGCCUGCCAGCUACGAUGGAAGAAGUGUUGCCAUCAAGCACAUCCAGAAGAAACACUUCACUCUCUCCAAAAGCAUCAGGAAGGAAGUGAAAGAGGUCAGGCAACUGGACCACCCCAACCUCUGCAAGUUCAUGGGAGGCUGCAUCGAGGUGCCGUACAUCAGCAUCAUCACGGAGCACUGCCCCAAAGGAAGCCUGGCUGAUGUCCUCCUCAACGAGGACAUUCCCAUCAACUGGGGGUUCAGACUGUCCUUCGCCACCGAUGUUGCCCGCGGGAUGGCCUACCUGCAUCAGCACAAGGUGUUCCAUGGAAGACUCCACUCCAGGAACUGUGUCAUUGACGAUCGCUGGGUGUGCAAGAUCUCAGAUUACGGCCUCACACUCUACCGAAAGGAGGACUUUGACGCCAUCAGCAACGGGUUCACCUGUGGUGACGUCAACCGCCUCUACUGCGCUCCGGAGGUCCUGCUGGGGAGUAGCUCCAACAUGACGGCAGCAGCAGACGUCUACAGCUACGCCAUGAUCCUGGUGGAGAUAGCCACUCGCUCAGACCUCAUCUCCGACCAGGGAGAGGGCGGGAGGAUGGACAUCACCUGGCGCCCGCCUCUGCCACAACUCAAAGCGGGAAAAAACGACUUGGACUGUCCCAGUCAGGAAGACUACUGUGAGCUUAUCAAAAAGUGUUGGUCUCACAGCGUGACCACCAGGCCCACCUUUGAGCAAGUGAAGAAGAUGCUGGACAAGAUGAACCCUCACAAAGUCAGCCCUGUGGACAUGAUGAUGAACCUGAUGGAGAAGUACAGCAAACAUCUGGAGGCCAUUGUUGCUGAGAGAACACAAGACCUUCUCCAAGAGAAACAGAAGACCGACCUCUUGUUGUACAGCAUGUUACCAAAGCCGGUGGCAGAUGACCUCCGCCAAGGCCGAACCACAGAAGCUCAGAGCUUCUCCAACGCCACCGUCUACUUCAGCGACAUUGUGGGCUUCACCCAGCUGUCGGGUGCCAGCACUCCCUACCAGGUGGUGGACUUCCUCAACCAGCUGUACACCACCUUUGACGACAUCAUCGACAACUACGACGUCUACAAAGUGGAGACCAUUGGCGAUGCUUACAUGGUGGUGUCAGGGGUGCCCAAUGAAAAUGGCAUCAACCACGCGGGGGAGAUAGCCAGCAUGGCCUUGGACCUGGUUAACGUUUGCCACUCGUUCAAGAUCCCACACAAGCCCCACAUGCAGCUGAAGAUACGUGCAGGCAUCCACUCGGGACCGGUUGUGGCCGGUGUGGUUGGCACCAAGAUGCCGCGUUACUGCCUCUUUGGGGACACCGUCAACACGGCGUCACGGAUGGAAUCCACCAGUGAAGCUUUAAAGAUCCAGGUGAGCGGCGCCACGGCUGAGCUGCUUCACACGUUGAGAGGCUACCUUCUGACCUGCAGAGGAUCACUCAACGUCAAGGGCAAAGGUGAGAUGACAACAUGGUGGCUGGAAGCCAAGAGAGACGAUCAAACAGAUCCACUGCUCAGCACGUCUGUGCAGUCCAGAGGCGGUCCUGUGCCGGUUGGCGACUGAAACGGAUGUGUGACACCAUACCAACAUAACAUAACCAAGUGCAAUAACUGAUCUCUUGUCAACUGUGUUUUAGUGAUUGUAGUUUCUUUGUCCAUAUUCUGUUGACUGAUGAGACUCUGCUUCUUAUUAAGUGUACUCCUCUGUGUAUGUAUACUUAUGACAAUAUUGGGCACAUCUGCACUGAGAUUUCCACUCCAAAUGUCUCAAGUGGUGCCUUCAAAUACCACUCAUUUGAGAGGGCUCGAUCGGAGUUGGGUGGAGUAGCCAAAAAUUGUACUCAAAAGACCUGAAGGAAGUUGUUCAUUUAGAGCAGGGGUGGAGGGCCACACCGACAAUAUUUCAAUUAAAUUUUGGUCAAAUUAUUUUUGAUAUACCGUAAGAUAAAUAAUAAUAAUAACAAUAAUUUCAUUUAACCUAAUUUAACUUUAUACAAAAGCAGAUUGUUUUUGAUGGUUUUAUUUUUAACACUGUCUUACACAACACUUCCUGAUGUAUAAUACAAUGCAAAAAUGUCAAUUUCUGUCGCUUUAUCCUGCAUCCUCUUUAAAAGUCCAACAUUUUUCCCCGUCAGAUUUGGACAACCAUCUGUUGUCACACCUGCCAGCUUGUCCCAUUUCAGUCCUAACAUGUCCAAACACGCAUUUACCUAUGUGAACAAGUCAUUACCUGUGGUUGUCUCUUUAAUUGACUGCAUGGCUGCCAGCUCCUCCGUGAUUUGAAAGUCUGCAGUUAUCCCACGUAAGAAGAUGAGCAGCUGGGCGGUGUUACGUACAUCGCAGCUCUCAUUCAAAGCCAGCGAAAAACAGUCAAAGUCGGCCGUUCUGUUCUUCAGCUGAAGCUCCAAGUUUCCAGCGAUGGUCUCAACCUGCCUCGUUACAGUGCGUCGGGAGAGUGACACGUUCUCAAAUGCGCCCCUCUUCUCCGGGCAUAUCAGCGCAACAGAGUCCGAUAAGCACUCCUUAAUAAACUCUCCAUCAGAAAACGCCUUUUCUGGCGAUUUUGUGAGAAAUGACGAAACUUGUCCUGAUGGCUGCAUCUCUGGGGGUGUGAAAUUUGGCAAGAUGUCCUUGUUGGGUUUGCAGUUUUACCAUCAACGCAUCAGCCUCCCUUGCGCGCGCUUCAUCAGACAGAUUCCGAUAUUUUUCCUCGUGCUUCGUCGUGUAGUGGCGAUUGAAAUUAUAUUCUUUAAACACAGCAACCUGUGUACCACAAAUUAAGCACACGGCUUUACCUUUAAUUUCUGUAAAGAAAUACUUGGCAGUCCAUGUCUUGUUGAAAACACGGCAUUCGUCAUCAACUUUUCUCUUUUUAGCGUCUCUGGGAUAACCGGGCAUCACUUGUCGCUGUGCACAUUCACUCACAGGUUACACACGGACAUACGCCCAUUAAUAACACUUUUCAAAAUAAAAGCAGCACAGUUGUAUUGCACGCACGACAGAUGUUUUUUUAAAUUUAUUUUGUAAUUUGUGAUUGCCGCUGUUCACAUUCACUCACAAUCACGCACGAGCAUACGUCCACACGGAAGUAAUACAAAUAACGCUUUUCAAAACAAAAGCAGCACCGUUGUAUUGCACACUCGACAUAGACACUUUUUAAAAUGUAUUUUGUAAUUCAUGAUUGGCCUCACGCGGGCCGGACAGGGACGCACAAAGGGCCGGAUGUGGCCCGCGGGCCGCCGAAUGCCCAGGUCUGAUUUAGAGUAAUAUGACUCAAGUCAAGGUCAAAACUGGUCAUCCAAAUAGUUACUUGCGUAAGUAUUCAGUGAAAAAAGUACUCGAGUACUGAGUAACUGGUGAUUAACUUCUGAUUCAUACCCUAACUCAGUUAAUGGUACUUGCACACUUCAAUCAAUCAAUCAAAGUGUAUUUAUAUAGCCCUAAAUCAUGAGUGUCUCAAAGGGCUGCACAAGCCACAACGACAUUAGGGCAAGAACAAACUCAACCCAAUGGGAUACAAUGAGAAACCUUGGAGGGGACCGCAGAUGUGGGGACCCCCAACCCUGGUGCAAUGGAAGUCGAGUGUACCUAGUUAAUAGUGUGAGAGUCCAGUCCAUAGUGGGGCCAGCAGGGGAUCAUCUUGAGUGGAGACAAGUCAGCAGCGCAGAGACGUCAUCAACUGAUGCACAGAUGAGUGGUCCACCCCUGGUCCCGACUUUGAACAGCUAGCACCUCAUCUGUGGUCACCUAAUAACCUCUCCACGCAGGAGUGAGGGGCAGAGCAGAAAAGAGACGGCAGAUCGACUGAUCUAAAAGGGGGGUCUAUUUAAAGGCUAGUGUAUACAAAUGAGUUUUAAAAUGAGACCUCAACUGUAGUUAAGUGUGAAUGUGUGUGUGAGAGACACUACCAUAUAUAGUAUGCUCUACAAAACACUGAUGACGUCAUAACAGGCUAAUGUUAGCAUAUGCUAGCUAAAACAUGUAAACAUCGACAACUCUCGUUGGAAGUGGAAUUCUUGGAGGCUGAAAUGUGAACAUUUGUCACACAGAUGAUGGUGUAAAGGUUCUUCUUCACACUCUGUAGGUGUUGAAGAGUUAUGUCACUUUUUACAGUGUGCAGUUGCAGUGCUGUCAUGUGACUGCCAGGCUUCAUUUGAUUGGUCAAAGGUCGCCAGUGCUUACAUUGCAUUAGUAAAACACGUCCCUCUAAGAAACGAUAAGACAUUGCAAGCUGUUAUUAAGAUAUUAUAAAUAUAAUAAUUAGAGAUGUCCGAUAAUAUCGGACUGCCGAUAUUAUCGGCCGAUAAAUGCUCUAAAAUGUAAUAUCGGAAAUUACCGGUAUCGUUUUCAAAAAGUAAAAUGUAUGACUUUUUAAAACGCCGCUUUGUACACGGACGCAGGGAGAAGUACAGAGCGCCAAUAAACCUUAAAGGCCCUGCCUUUCCGUGCUGGCCCAAUCACAUAAUAUCUACGGCUUUUCACACACACAAGUGAAUGCAAUGCAUACUUGGUCAACAGCCAUACAGGUCACACUGAAGGUGUGACAUGCUCUCUCAGGGAGAGCAUGUCCCAAAUUCCAAGCUGCUGUUUUGAGGCAUGUUAAAAAAAAUAAUGCACUUUGUGACUACAAUAAUAAAUAUGGCAGUGCCAUGUUGGCAUUUUUUCCCAUAACUUGAGUUGAUUUAUUUUGGAAAACCUUGUUACAUUGUUUAAUGCAUCCAGCGGGGCUUCACAACAAAAUUAGGCAUAAUAAUGUGUUAAUUGCCAUCAGUGUGUGAAUGUGUGUGUGAAUGGGUGAAUGUGGAAAUACUGUCAAAGCGCUUUGAGUACCUUGAAGGUAGAAAAGCGCUAUACAAGUAUAACCCAUUUAUCAUUUAUUUGCACGACUGUAUAGAUCAGUAUCGGUUGAUAUCAGAAUUGGUAAUUAAGAGUUGGACAAUGUCGGAAUAUCGGCAAAAAAGCCAUAAUCGGACAUCUCUAAUAAUAAUGAUAUGAAAUGUCGGAAUGAAUCUCAGUCCAAAGUAAAAGUAGUUUUUCUUCUUCACAAAAAUACUCAAAUGAAAGUUAAAAAGUAUUAAAACUACGCAGGCAAGUGUAAUUUACAUAAGUAAAUGUAGCGCGUUACUGACUAUACAGCAGAACAUUUACAGGCCCAGUAAUAAAGACUCUCUCAAUAUUAUGUUUGGUGAAAGCAAUGUUUCUAAAUUGUAUCAUAACUGUGUUGCAUU